AUGGCACGCGGCCAGUGGACCCAGCAGACGGUGCGUUUGUUUAUUGUUCGUAUUACGCCCGUUGCGCCGGCUGGCGGUAUUUGUCCGGUCGAGCACUUCUCACCGACGUCCUCCGAGGACGUCCUUGGCACGAAAACGAGUGUAACUUUGCUACAGCUUUCGUUUUCAUAG
Molecule: messenger RNA, 171 nt
Organism: Peronospora matthiolae
Lineage: Eukaryota; Oomycota; Peronosporomycetes; Peronosporales; Peronosporaceae
Source: the annotation of a GenBank genome assembly